AUGCUGCAAGAAGCAGUAGCCACAGCACAAGACGUCUCGAGAUGGAAACACCUCAGAGGGGUUCCAGUGCCCGACCAGGACUGUUCUGUGGAAUUGCUAAUUGAUCAAGACGUUCCGUACUCAUUAAUACCUUUGGAGGUCAGAGUAGGAGGUGGCGGAGCUCCUUUCGCUGUACGAACGCGCCUAGGUUGGACGGUGACCGGACCCGUGGGAUACCAAAUGGCACCUAACGCUACAGAAUGCCUGACGAUACGGAGCAACGAAGUUCUGGAGACGCACUUGGAGAGGCAGGUCAGACUUCUUUCGGAGCUAGAAGGCGAUCACUCCAGAGGCGAUGGAAGUGUAGCCCUCUCGUUGGAAGACAAGAAAAUGCUAGAAAUGUGGACACUCUAUGGCACCAGGGUGGGAAACCACUAUCAAUUCCCAGUACCAUUUAGGAAGGAAUACCCGGACCUCCCCAACAACAAAGCCAUGGCUGAACAGCAACUGAAGAGCUUAAAGGGAAGACUGACGAAGAAUACAAGGCUUUACCAGCGCUACGCUGAAGAGAUGAAGCAAUUGCUGUGUAAGGACUACGCCGAAUUGGUUCCCGCAUCCCAACUCACUGCAAACCCAGGAAAAACAUGGUUCCUCCCACAUCUCCCUGUGUUGAAUCCCAAGAAGCCAGACAAAAUACUCAUCGUCUUUGAUUGCGCCUCUGUUUAUGCCAACACGUCGUUGAACAGUCAAGUGCUCCAAGGACCAGACCUCAACAACAAACUGUUAGGUAUCCUGAUACGAUUUCCCCAGGGAAGGACAGCAAUCAUGGCAGAUAUUGAGGUCAUGUUCCACCAAAUUAGAGUCACACCUGAACAUAGAGGCGCCCUGAGGUUUUUGUGGUGGGACAGUGAAGAUUUGACUCAUGCUCCACGCUUGUAUAGAAUGAAGGUUCAUCUCUUUGAGGGGUGUAGAGUCACAUGGGACUUGGAAAGCGAUCAGUUUGCUGUCAAAACUCAAGUUCAAAGGAAGCCUGCCACAAAAAGAGGACUUCUGAGCGUUGUCAGCUCGGUCUACGACCCUCUUGGCUUCAUAGCUCCGUUUGUCAUUAAGGCGAAACUGUUGUUCCAAGAUGAAUGCCGACGAAGAAGAGGAUGGGACGAACCACUACUGGAGCAUAAUAACGUGGCGUGGAACGCGUGGUUCGAGAAAUUGCCGCGCCUGGCGACACUCGGUGUUCCUCGGUUUUACAAACCUAGAGAUCAUGGUCGAACCGUGUCAGUGCAGCUGCAUAGCUUUUGCGACGCUUCGCAAGUGGCGUAUGGCCUGGCAUCAUACUUGAGACUGACGGACACUGAAGGAAAUAUCCAUUGUUCCUUCAUAUUUGGUAAAGCAAAGUUAGCUCACCUCAAACAACAAACUACUCUCCGACUAGAGCUGAGUGCAGCUGUCUUAGCUGUCAACGCUGACCAGAUGAUAAGGCAAGAGCUGGAGUUGAAAGUCGAAGAGUCGUUCUUUUGGACGGACAACAUGUUGAUUCUCCAAUACAUCGCAAACAUCAGUCGUCGGUUCCACACUUUCGUGGCGAACCGAGUGGCUGUUAUACAGGAACUCUCAGAGACAAAUCAUUGGAGGCCUGUAAACACGUCACUGAACCCAGUAAUUGAUGCAACACGUGGACUCUCUGUGGAGGAAAUGACCGACGGCGGCCGGUGGAUACAAGGACCAGACUUUUUGCGUAAGGGAGAGGAACACUGGCCAGAGAGGUUAAAACUAACCAUGGACUUGAGUGGUGAAGUGGAGGUGAAACGGAACAUAUCCGUCUUGACGACUAGUAGUGCGACCACGACACCCACACAAGAGGUGCAAGCACUGUGGGCAAGGUGUUCAUCAUGGCUUCGUCUACUGAAAGGAGUGGCAUUGCAAAGGAGGUUUGCUAAAUGGCUAAGAGAAGGAAGGGACCAACGGCGGGACAUGCAAAGGGGAUUACACGUAGCCGAGUUAGAGAGGGCAAAGUUGUCAUUUUACGCUCAGUGCAAGAGGAAUGGUAUCAGGACGACAUAA
Messenger RNA from Homarus americanus (American lobster), 2040 nucleotides. RefSeq lists its product as uncharacterized. The coding region runs from base 1 to 2040 and encodes 679 amino acids. NCBI's taxonomy places the organism in Eukaryota, Metazoa, Arthropoda, Malacostraca, Decapoda, Nephropidae. The record is from RefSeq and is a predicted model, not a curated record. The transcript is spliced from 2 exons.